CGACGGGCUUGGAUCAGCAGGCAUGGCCUGCAACAUCUUGCCUGUGUCUGUGUGCAACUGAGCCUGGUGAGAAGGUGGCCGCUGUAAUUCCUUCCUUCCUGCUGUCCUUCCGACCUUCCUUCCACACGCAGUUUGGAGGGGCUACAGACUAAAAGCACCUUAAAAUGGUGCUGUGGAGAGGCAAGAUGUGGCAGCUGCUGGUGGCCCUGUGCCUGGCCCAGGGGCUGGGUGACACCGUCGCGCUUGCUGGAGUGAUCCACGACAACCCCGAGCAGUUCAUGAACAUCAGCCAGAAGAUCCGUUUCCAUGGGUAUCCCAGUGAGGAGUACGAUGUGCUGACGGAGGACGGCUACUUCCUCAGCCUCAACCGGAUUCCCCACAGCAAGGGGGAUGCGGGGCACUCAGGAUCCAGGCCACCUGUGUUGAUAGUGCAUGGGUUCAGUUUAGAUGGUGGUGACUGGGUGGACAACCUCCCCAACAGCAGCUUGGGCUUCAUCCUCGCAGACGCGGGUUACGACGUCUGGAUCGGAAACAGCCGGGGCAACAGCUGGUCCCGCCGGCACCUGAACCUUUCUGUUGACCAAGAGGAGUUUUGGGAUUUCAGCUUCCACGAGAUGGCCGUGUACGACCUCCCUGCCAUGGUGGGCUUCAUCCUAAGGCAAACCGGGCAGGAGAAACUGUUCUACAUCGGCCACGCGCAGGGCAACUCUCUGGGUUUCAUAGCGUUUUCAAGCAUGCCGCAGCUGGCUGAGAAAAUCAAACUCUUCUUUGCACUGGCUCCUCUCUACACUUUUCAUCACGUCAAAGGCCCCGUGUUAAAGCUAGCAUUUUUACCAGAUGCGGUGCUGAAGGCAAUAUUUGGAACAAAGCAGCUGACUCUGGUGGGGAGGAAGGAGAGAGCCAUCCUUGCAAAGACAUGCAGCAACCUGCUAACAGCUGAAGUCUGUGAAAAUGAGAUCUUCCUUAUUGGCGGGUACAACAAGAAGAACUUGAAUGUGAGCCGACUGGAUGUGUACCUAGCUCAUUUUCCAGACUAUACAUCAGUAAAAACUCUUCUCCACUGGGGACAGACUGCCAAAACUGGGGACUUCAAGCAGUUUGACUACGGGGUGAAGAACCAGGAGAAGUACAACCAGACCACUCCCCCCUUCUACAGGAUAGAAGACAUGACGGUGCCAACCGCCCUGUGGAGCGGUGGGGAGGACUGGGUGAACCCCCCUCUGGAGACCCAGCGCUUGCUGCCCCGCAUCACCAACCUCGUUCGUCACGAGCACUUCCCCGACUGGAACCACUUUGACCACCACUGGGGUCGGGACGCCCCUCAGCGCAUGUACAGGCAGAUUGUCGCUCUGAUGGAGCAAAAUCCAUGAACGGUCCACGUGCUGCCCCGGGAAGGAGGAGGAGGAGGAGCCACCCAUUACCAUGUGCCUGGGGACAUGGGUUUUGCGUGAGGGCUGCCAAACUGCUCCUGCCCACUUAAAAAUGUCUCCUUUCACCAUA
Messenger RNA from Grus americana (Whooping crane), 1500 nucleotides. Its product is annotated as lipase member M-like. NCBI's taxonomy places the organism in Eukaryota, Metazoa, Chordata, Aves, Gruiformes, Gruidae. Gene Ontology annotation, molecular function: hydrolase activity, acting on ester bonds. The transcript is spliced from 11 exons. The record is from RefSeq and is a predicted model, not a curated record. The coding region runs from base 165 to 1370 and encodes 401 amino acids.